AUGCUGGGGACCGUAACGAUGACGGUUGGACAAACAGAACAUUCCAGUGUAACUUUGAAGGAAGACACCGAAACUAUGGAGACAAGUCCAUCUGACUCAAGCACCAAGGAUGGUGGAGAUGCUGAGAAAGAGGAUGCUCAUACAGUUCAACAGUUGCCGUCUUUGGAAGAAGACGCAGAAGACCAUGCAUCUGAGCCACAGUCUUAUGAUCUGGGGUUUAAAAAGGUUUUUAAAUUUGUUGGGUUCAGAUUCACAGUGAAGAAGGAAAAGACGGGAAAAUCGGAACCAGUUCAACUGCUUACUGUAAAAAAGGAAACACAAGUCCCUGAAGGAGCUGAUGAUCAAAAAGAAGUCAGCUCAGAAGAAAUAGUGAUGCCUGAGGAUGCACUCUCUGCAGAAGACAACACCAAAGACACAAUGAAAAAUGAAAAAACAGAAGACGAAUCUCCUCAAACACCAGAAGCAAAUGAGUCAGCUGCCUUAGCCACUGAUACUGCAUCGCCAUUAAGAAAAUUUUUUACUCAGGGAUGGACUGGAUUUAGAAAAAAGAAGAGUUUUAGGAAACCUAAAGAAGAUGAACUACAGUCUCCUACAAAAGAAGGGGAGCAAGACAAAGAGGGGGCAACAUUAACAACUGAAACCAGUGAAAAGGAGGAGAAAUCUGAGUUUGAGAAGCAAGAUGAAGAGAGGAAUGUGACAGCAGUAACUAUUGAAGCACAUGAGAAGGAGCAAACUGAAGGUGAAAAGCAGGAGUCAGAAAAGACUGUGGCAGCCACAGGAGUUGAAGCAAGUGAGAAGGAAGAGCUAAUCAGGCAUGAUGAGCAGGGACAAAAGGAAGACGUAGCAGCAGCAGCAGAAAGUGUGAAGGAGAAAAAAGCUCAAGAUGAUCAAGAAAGGAAACUGAUGGAAGUCUCAGAAGAUCUUGGUGAAAAGGAAGAAAAAAAUGAAGAAGGAGAGAAGGAAAGUGAGGUGACAGAAAAACCACUAAAACCAAGGUCAGGGGUAUCUGUUGUCAUUGAUAGUGUGAAUGGAGAAUUGAAAACAUCCUCAGAAGUCCUACCUGUGGGAGAAAAACUGGGGUCAACGGAGAAGUGUGAAGUAGAUGACAGAACUGAAAUACCCUCUGAAGAGAAACUUGAAGCAGGAUCUUUGGCAAUUGAAAUUUCUAGUGAACAGCUUAAAAAAUCUGAAGGAAGAGAAGAAGGAAAUAAACCUGCUCCACUGGGGAAAGAAACAUUUGAUGAAAAAACGGAGGAAGCAGAAUUGAAAAUGUCACCCACAGCAGAAGGCAUCACACAAGGAGAAGCUCUGGAGAGAACCACAGAGAAGAAAGCAAGCGAAGAACAUGAGCCAAAACUGACUCUGGGUGCUCCUGGAUUGAAGUCCUUUUCUAAUUCUGAACAUUCGGUUGACACAGAGGAUGAUCAACAGUCAAUCAAACCCACUGAUGAAGGACUACAGGGAAAAACUGGCAUAGUUACGACUGAUGCUAUCAAACCAGAUGAAAUAACCAUGGAAAUAACUCCUGAAGAGGCAGCUGGAAAGAGGCCUCCAGAAGGUAUCACAAAUGAAGCUGAACUGCUGUCUUCUCAAGAAAAAACUAAACUACAAGGCAGCCCUUUAAAGAAACUCUUUACAGGUACUGGAUUAAAAAAACUGUCUGGAAAGAAGCAUAAAGGCAGAAGAGACGAAUCUAAGUUAGGGGAACACGGUGAACCAACUCAGCAUUUAUCAGAUUCCGCAGAUAGCCCAGAGGAACAAAAGGGGGAGAGUUCUGCUUCUUCUCCUGAGGAGAUGAAUGAAAUUCCUUCUUUGGAAAAAUCUGUAGAUGGAAUGCACGUCACUGAAAAUGAAGAUGCUGCAAUUUCAGAUGUGGAGCGAAAAAGAGAAAGUGUGACACCCUGGGCUUCAUUUAAAAAGAUGGUGACUCCCAAGAAACGUGUCAGAAGACCUUCUGAAAGUGAUAAAGAAGAAGAAACUGAUAAGACAAAGAGUGUUGUAGUAUCUGCAACUGAAAACGCUGUUGAUGAAAAUCAGGGAGAAUUAAAAGAAAAUGGGAUGGACCAGAAAUCAGAGAAGACCAUGGAGGAGCCCAAAAGAAAGGUUGACACCUCUGUGUCCUGGGAAGCUUUUAUAUGCGUAGGUUCCUCAAAGAAGAGAGCCAGGAAAUCAUCAUCGUCUGAUGAAGAAACUGAACAUAAGCUUGGUCAAGAAAGCCAAAAAAUAGAAGAGUCUGGACAGAGCAAAGAAACGGCAACAGAUGCAGUUCUUACUAGUUCUCAGGAGAGCGAUCCAGGACAAGGGAAUUCUUCCCCAGAACAAGCUGGAAGCCCAUCCGAAGGUGAAGGUAUUUCAACAUGGGAAUCAUUUAAAAGGUUAGUCACUCCAAGAAGGAGAUCCAAAACUAGAAUGGAAGAGAGAACUGAAGACUCUGUUGUGGGAUCUAGCCUGGAGCAUUCAACAUCGGAUGGUGAGCCUGGAAGAGACGAAUCGUGGGUUCCAUUUAGAAAACUGAUGCCUGGGCGCAGGAAGAAGAAGUCAGAUGGAAAGCCAGAACCAACUCAUCUUAAACAAGCAAGAGAAGACAUGGCAGAAACAACUGAAGAAGAUUCAGAUAUUCCAGCUGUUGUUCCUUUAUCUGAAUACGAAGCAGCAGAGCAGGAGAAAAUUGAAGCCCAAAAAGUGAAAGAUGCUGAAGCGAUGAGAGAACAGACCUCAGUGGAAGAGAGAGCAGAAAAAUUAGAGGAGACCCUAAGAAUUGAACAAGCACAUGAAGGGCUGGUACAUGCAGUUACUGUUACUGUUGUGGAAGGGGAAAGGGCAGUUACUAGUAUUGAAGAAAGGUCACCAUCUUGGAUAUCUGCUGCUCUGACAGAGUGCAUUGAGCAGGUGAGAGAAGAGGAAGAGAAAGAAACUGAGAAAACGUUUGAAUCGGAUGUUAUUGUGGAAGAAGCGGUGGUAGCUGCUAAGACAGUGCCAGAGACAAGAAAGGAUGUAAGUGACGACACCACAGCAAGUGAGCUAGAGCUAACCUCAGAAGCAGUGACAGCUCUGGAGGAGACAGCAGAAGCUUCCUGCGCUGAAGAAACAAUGGCAGUGUCCCUUGCUGAGGAGACAACUGAGAUGGUUUCUGCUGUUUCACAGUUAGAAACCCCAGAUACUACAGAGGAAGUUACACCUGUACAAGAAGUGGAGGCCACUGAACAAAAUUUGAAAGAAUUAGACAAACAGACGCAAAAAGUUCUUCAUGAAGUUGCUGAAAGAGUAAAGUCAGCAGAUGUAGCGCAGCUGGUUAGUGAAAGAACCAUGACAGCAACUAUAAUUACAACAGUACAAGGAAUGGAGUCAGAAGUGAAAGAUGAUGCUAAAGAUGGGAACGUCGUAGGCCAGGAAACUGUUCUGCUUGAACAGUCCUUGGAAAAAGGAGAACACACGGAGGAUGGUCUCCAGCCCCAGGGAAGUGCAGGGAGUGUUCAAGGCCAAAAUGGAGUUGAAGAGAGUGUUCUACAUGAAGGUUCAGAGAGAAGUGAAAUAUCUGCUGCAAUAAAAGAAAGCACAGAAGGAUGUGAAAAUGUGGGUGUAUUGAGAGAUGAAAGCCAGGGGCAGACAUGUGAAGAAGCAGUUGUAGAAGACCAUGAAGAAAUACCUGAUGUGCAGAAGACAGUAGAGGAACCUUCAUCACACGACAGAGAGUUUCACAGCAUCAAAGCAGUGACUCCCAAGGAAGAGCCGUUUGCAAAGCAGGAGCCUUCAGAACAAGAGAAAUUGCCCGCAACGGAGUUGACAGUAGAUGAGACAAGAGAUGAACCCAAACCAGAAGUACAGAUUGCAGUGCAGGACAAGACAGAGGAUGAAACUUUGUCCUUGGGGCUUACAGCUGAAGAGCCUGUGCAGCUUGAAGGAGAGGGCAAAACUCUUACUGUGGGACCAGAGUGCACAGAAGCAGUUGUCACUGUGGUCCCUGUUAAACCUGAAAGACAACAUGAAAUUCCUGACUUAGAAGAGCAAGCUUGUACUGAAGGAGUUCCUAGUGGGGCACGUGCCCACAGAGAGGAAGAGGAAGAUGAUGCUGUGCUCCUUGGAGUAAAAAGCACAGAAGUCACUGUUACUGAGGUUCCACUGCAGAAUGAGGUUAAAAUCUCUGCCCUUCCUUCAGAAAAAAUUGGCUCAGAAGGAGCAGCAGAUGCUGAGCAGAGUGUGAGGGAUGGGGCUGGCAAGCACAUUACAGCAAAAGAUUCUGUGCCCAUCCUAGAGCCACCAUGCAGAGAAAAACCAACUGAACCCCCCUGUCAGAGUGAUGAAACUGAAGGUGGCAAAAUGGAAGAUGCUAUGCUUGAAACCGAAACACACUUAGAGAGUGAUACCACUGUCACUGAGGCUCCCACGCAGAUUGAACCAGACAGCUUAUCUAAUUUAGCAUCAACGUGCCCAGAUAUCACUGAAAAUGGAAGCACUGUCCUCGCUGACAUAAGCCCUGAGAAAUGUGAAACACCAAGCAGCUUAGCUGAAGAAGAGACUGUGGAGAAAGAACAAGAACUUGUAGAAACCUCAAACUGUCAAGACUUUCAGAAAGAAGAUAACAAAAAUGAGCAAUUGAUGGCAAGGGCCAAAGAAGUAGUUGAAUCUGGAAAAUGGGAAGCUGUGAGAGGUGAUGAAUGUUCAACUGCUGUCCAGCAAGAAGUUUUAACUGUGCGAGAGGAAGGCUCUGACUCAGCCCUCCUACAAGCUGAAAGCUUGGAGGCUCUGAAAAUGCCUGUGCCUGUAGCAGCUGUAGCAGUUGAAGACCAUGUAAUGGCAGAAACCGUAACGCCUGCAGACACGACAGCCAAAACUUUACAGCCCUUGGCAACCACACCGGAGCAAAUGGCUUCUCAAGAGGUUCCAGUUACUACUGUUGACCCUUCAGGCAGUGGGACUGCAGAGCUUGGUAGUGCAGAAGCACCUGAGUCUCAGGUACCUCCUGCUUCCAUGAAUGGAGUAUCAGAGGAGCAAGAGAGGCCCCAGAGUGCAGGGCAACCUGAACAAAAUGGUAUUCCUCUAAGUGACAGUCUGUCUCUCACCCACACGGAAUUUGAGGAGGAUGUUGUUCAGUCUGUGACUAUAGAGUCCCAGAGUACGAAAAUUGUAUUGAAUGCCAUCCAGACGGCUGUUCACAAACUUGCAGAAACAGAAGAGUCAGCUGUCUUUGAGUCAGAGCAGCGCAUUAAGUCCAUAGGGAAAAGCCCAUCAGAUACAAAUGUACCUGAACUUCUGGAAAGUAUGCAGGUGGAUCAUCAACUUCCAGUAAAAGAGGAAGAGAUAGGGAGUAAAGAACAAGAGCUUCAGCAAUCAGGAAUAGUGAAAACUGCUACCUUAACAAAGUCUGCAGAAAUUCAUGCAAGUGUAGAAAAACCAAAAGAUAGGCUGUUAACUUCUGAGAUGCUGAAAGAUGGACAAAGUCAGAAUUCUUUAACAAUUGUGACUAGCCCUGAAGAUGUUUCAAGGGAAAGUGUGGGACUUCAGAAAUCAACACUAGAACUAAGUACUUCAGAAGAUUCAACCAAAGACCCCCUAGACAUACACCCACCAAAAUUAAGGGAAAAAGAGGUUGGGCAGAUUAUGGAAAUCCCAGACCAGCAUACAGGUCAGCAAACAUGCAGAGAAAGUGAGGAAGAACAACAUCACCUGCCAGUGGAAGAUGGGAAAACACAGACAUGGGAGGAUGACAGUUGCAAAGAAGGAACAUCUUGUGAUAGUCCACAAAGUCAGAACUCAGUGGCUCCUGAGGCCUUGAAUAUGUGCUAAGCAUCCAUGUGGCAUUUGGAGAGAUGCCAGUCCUAGAGAACAACUGACAAUCCUGUGACAGAACCAGGAGCUUUAUUCACUACCCUUUAUUCUCGGAUGUUAACAUCUGCUCUUUUGAAGACCUCACCUUUUUUGUCAUUUCUAUUAAAAAAACAAUGCCUUUAACAUUGGCUAUAUCCACACGUGUUCCAUUUGAAGGUCAUUUGCCUCUGCCCAAAAUAUACCAUUUAGACUGGAGAUGCACAACUGAGCGAAUGGACAGACCACUAAAAUUUGUGCCACAGUUAUUGCUGUCCCCUCACUUAAUGUGUGUCCUGUCUGUCCCAUCUCCUUGAAUCCCUUCACUGAUCCCUGAACGCCCCUCCUGUCUUUUUGCAGUCUCCCUUACCCCCCACAUCUUCCGUAGCUGCCUUCAUUUGACCUAUGAGUGGCUGUAGAUGCUGCUAGAAUUGUGUGUGAGGGGGAAGAGGAGGGCUAACUGAUGGGAACACAUGAGACUUCUGGCUGAGUAGCAGAUGUGUCUUUAUCAAACAGCAGGAACUGGAUCACGCACAAAUUCUUGAACACGAUGCUCAAGAUUGUUGCCUUUCGGUCCCAUUCAGGUAUCUCUAUCCAUCCUUCAGUUGUAUUUGUGCAGGCCUGAUUUAGUCAGAAAUUACUUCCACAGUGUAGCUUGCAAGGAGAUUGAGAAUACCCUUCUUCUGUUGUUCCAGACUUCAGGUCUCAGGACCGGACUGUAAUGUGUUGAAUAUUUAUAUGUAUGUCUUAAACCCAGUUCUGAUUUUAAUGUAGAGCUAUAAUACUUCUGUACUAUUUAGGCAUACCCUUAAAUGAAUUUUGUAGAGUAGCCUGGAGAGGAAAUUGAUACCAUUGGAGCGGAAAUUGA
This is a messenger RNA of Haliaeetus leucocephalus (bald eagle), 6670 nucleotides long. RefSeq names its product A kinase (PRKA) anchor protein 12 (gene AKAP12). Bases 1 to 5784 code for a protein of 1927 amino acids. Gene Ontology annotation, cellular component: cytoplasm. Gene Ontology annotation, biological process: regulation of protein kinase C signaling; signal transduction. Gene Ontology annotation, molecular function: protein kinase A binding; calmodulin binding. The transcript is spliced from 4 exons. The record is from RefSeq and is a predicted model, not a curated record. NCBI's taxonomy places the organism in Eukaryota, Metazoa, Chordata, Aves, Accipitriformes, Accipitridae.